Messenger RNA from Knipowitschia caucasica, 1350 nucleotides. The record is from the annotation of a GenBank genome assembly. Lineage: Eukaryota; Metazoa; Chordata; Actinopteri; Gobiiformes; Gobiidae.
AUGGAGGAGGUGAUAGAGGAGGUACUGGAGGAGGUGAUGGUGGAGGUGAUGGUGGAGGUGCUGGAGGAGGUGAUGGAGGAGGUGAUGAGGAGCUCUCAGUCUCUGAAAAGUGACCGGUCCAAAGACAAGCCUCCAAACUUCAGAGAAGAUGGUCCUGAAGAUCAGAGAUUCAGACUCUACAACAUGGAGCCACGAGGAUCUGGCCCCGGGUCUAAACCCAGACCUGGACCUGGACCUGCUCCCAGCUCUGUGUCUGUGAAAAGUGACGAGUCCAGAAACCUUCCUCCUCUCUUCAGAGAAGAUGGUCCUGAAGAUCAGAGGGAUCCAGGUCCAAAGGAGCCGCUGGACGCCAUCUUGAGGCGUCUGCAGGAGGACGUGGUGACUUUUGUCAAAGAGCAGCUGCAGAGGAUCCAAAGGCUCCUGGCCUCAGAUUACCCAGAAUGCUCUGAGAGUGAGGUGCAGAGCAGAGAGGUUCUGAACAUCGCCCUGGACUUCCUGAGGAGGAUGAAGCAGGAGCAGCUGGUCCAGCGCCUGCAGAGCAACUCCGACCUGCAGGACUUUGACCUGAGGAAAUACCGGGCCUCAGAGACAGCUCUCCUGGGUCUGCUGCCGGUGGUCAGAGCCUCCACCAAAGCCCUGUUGAGGGAGUGUGGACUGUCCCCUCACAGCUGUGGUCCUCUGGCCUCAGUCCUCAGCUCCUCCAGUCUCACACACCUGGAUCUGAGUAACAACGACCUCCAGGACUCAGGAGUGGAGCUGCUGUGUUCUGGACUGAAGAGCGCCCCCUGUGGACUGCACACUCUCAGGCUGUCUGGAUGUCUGAUCUCAGAGAGGGGCGAGGCUGCUCUGGCCUCAGCUCUAAGCCCCGCCCCCUCCCAUCUGAGAGAGUUGGACCUGAGCUACAACCAUCCAGGAGACCCAAAUAGAACUGCAUUGGUCAUCGAGGAAGCCAGCUGGACCUCCACAACGGCAACGGCUCCUACCGUUCUCCUGUACUUUCCUCACCCCACAACAAUCAUGGCCACUGAACAAGAGCUCAGAGACUUGGUCCAGCAGCUCCAGGCCCGCCCACCUAGCCUAACGGCAAACUCUGAGUUCACAGAGCUGCGACAGCUUCUAGAAAAGCAACAGGAACAGUUAAAUCAACUGACCCAGGGGUUGUUGGCAUUGCAGACAGCCCCCCGACCUCCAGUCAGGCGACCUAACACCCUACUGUGCCUCCGCUGUCAAAAACCCGGCCAUUUUGCUCGGGAGUGUGAUAAUGAGCGGUUCAUUCCACAGGCUCGGCCUCAGCAUGUGGCCACUACCUCUGCUCUUCAGGAGGCGGGAAACUUCAACCCUCUGGUGUAA